This is a messenger RNA of Ceraceosorus bombacis, 2854 nucleotides long. NCBI's taxonomy places the organism in Eukaryota, Fungi, Basidiomycota, Exobasidiomycetes, Ceraceosorales, Ceraceosoraceae. The record is from the annotation of a GenBank genome assembly.
AUGCAAGCUCGAGGAGACGCAGGUGGCAGAAUGGGCAGCACAGGGCCAGACAAUUCAAUGGCGAGCACAUCUAUGGAGAUGGAAGACGACGAUUCUGACAUGUCCAUCGUACCAGCCAGGACGCCCAACCUUGCACAGUCAGAGCUACCGAGACCUCGCUCUUUGGCGCCACAAAGUCCGACUGUCUCUCAGGACUCUUGGCUCGUAGCGCCUCCGGCAGCAGCACCCGCUCAACCCGCUCCCACCGCCUCGUUCUUGCCGCACGAGAUUCUCCUUCACGUCUUUCGCUUCGUAGCUGCUCGACCAACGGACCUCCGCAGUUGUCUGGCCGUCUGCAAGACUUGGACGCUAUGCGGCGUGGAGCUCUUGUGGCAUCGGCCUGCCUUUAAGAAUCUCGAAGGCUUCCAGAAGUUUGCAAAGGUUCUGGCCUCCCCAACUGCUACCUUCGAGUAUGCCUCGUUUGUGCGCCGCAUCAACUUCGUCGCCAUUGCGGGGCAUCUGACAGACGACACCUUUCGGAGCAUAGCGGCUUGCACACGAGUGGAACGCCUUACGCUUAGCGAUUGCAAGCACUUGUCCAACAAGGUCCUCGAGGAGGUGUUGACACAGACGAAGAACAUAGUCGCCAUCGAUCUGACGGGAGUCACUGGGCUCGAAGAUGGGGCUCUCAAAAUCCUCGCGGCUACUUGCCCGCGCCUGCAAGGCAUCAAUCUGAGCGGCUGCCAGCAAUUGUCAUCUGAAGCUGUCGCAAAUCUCGCGAGAGCUGCGCCGCUCCUCCGAAGAGUCAAACUGUGCGAAUGCGUAGGCGUCGGCGAUGAGGCGCUGAUCGCUCUAGCGCAGAAUUGCAGUGUGUUGCUAGAGGUGGACUUGGUGGGAUGCUCCAAGCUCAGCGACCUAUCUGCCCGUCAGAUUUGGAGUCGAGCCUUCCACCUGCGCGAGCUUCGCAUGGCUCAGUGCAUCAACUUGACGGACCUUGCUUUCCCAGCGCCUGCGUCACACCUCAGCAAAGCUCAAGCUGCAGCUGCGCGACACCAUCGGAGUCACGGCGUGGGUGGCAUUGAGUCGGCACCGGCUUCUCGAGGCGCUUCUCCAACAGGAACUCGUAGCACCGGCCAGAAUGGCAGCGAUGGAAGCACUGCGCCGCCAAAUGGUCAUGACUCCAUCGGUCUGCCGCGAACAGCGACCAUGCCUGACCAUCAAGCCCCACUCACGUCUUUGGCUCCUCCCAGGAUCUUCGAACAGCUUCGAAUUCUCGACCUGACCAAUUGCAACGCCAUCUCUGACGCCGCAGUGGAGGGCAUCAUCACGCAUGCGCCAAGGAUCCGCAAUCUGAUACUUGCAAAAUGCACGCGUUUGACGGAUGCUUGCAUCUAUAGCAUUUCGCAACUUGGCCGUAACCUUCAUCUUCUGCACCUGGGCCAUGUCAGCAAGUGAGUCUGGGGGCCGCGUCCGCGUGGUCGCUCACUGAGUCGUGCGCCCGGCUAUGCGCUGACAUCUGGAAUGACUACCUCCUACAGCAUUACGGACCGAGCGGUGAUUCAUCUCGCAAAGACAUGUACACGCUUGCGCUACAUCGAUCUUGCUUGUUGCCCGCAGCUCACUGAUGAGUCCAUCAUCGAGAUGGCCAGCAGUCUUCCAAAGCUGCGCCGCAUCGGUCUCGUUAGGGUACGUGUGAAGUAGGGUUUCUGAAGCCGACUGGGAGCUGAUGGUGCUGGAUUUUCUUCAUUCCUGUCUCGGUAGGUUACGAACCUUACAGAUCAGGCUAUCUACCAGCUUGUUGACAGGUACACCAGCCUCGAGAGGGUGCACCUCAGCUACUGCGAGAAUAUCAGUGUACCUGCGAUCUUCUACCUUCUCCAGAGGCUUGGCGGCCUGACGCAUCUCAGCCUGACAGGAGUUCCUGCCUUCCGGAAGCCCGAGUUGCAAGCUUAUUGCAGGUCACCGCCGAAGGUGAGCAUAGCAAACUCGGCACGCAUGAUACGUCCCGAUGACAGCUCCCUAAUACAGCUGUUCGACCCUCCCACAGGAUUUCAAUGACCACCAACGCAGCGCAUUUUGCGUCUAUAGCGGGCGCGGAGUCAACGAGCUGCGCCGGUACCUUUCUGGCGUCUAUCUUGAAAAGCCAGAGAGACAUGAUUUUGGCGAACUCACCCCUGAAGUGCAGAGGGCACUCGCGAGCCUGUCGGCUGCUCAACACCCCCUAUUACGCUCUUACGAAGCAGCAGGGUUUGCUGUGGACCAUGCAGCGAAUUUCCGCGCGCCGUGGCCACAGGGCUCUUUGCACGAACAAGGAGCUUCGUCGCAGGGCUCGCGCUUUGAGCUCGGACCGCCUUUACCAAGGGCGGUAGCACAAGAAUGGGGUGCACGCUUGGGGCGACCAGCUCGCGAUCCCGUGAAUGCAGAUACUGCUGCGACGCGUGCAGAAAGGCAUCAUUUCGACUAUCGCAACCCUACGCCUAGCUAUGCUAACCAUGCGCACACCUCAUCGGUCCCCGGAAGCUUCUACUUCUCGGACCACGUUUACAAUCAGGAGAGAGGCCAAGCUCCGACUGCUGGGCAGCCUGCCGCGGGCGCUAGCAGUUCGACGCAGACGGAGUGGUCGCCGUGGAACCCGCGUGUGGACGCUGCACAGCCUUCACCGGGCCAUUCGACAGCUGAGUAUGGAACCAACAGGACUCCGCGACAGCAGCAGCACCUUGCUGCGCUGGAGACACCACCGAUCGAGAUGAGAUCUGCGAACGAACCUACUGAGUCGAGCGCCUCAAGCAGGGCACGAAACGGUCAGCCACAGCGCUCCGCGGAGCUGCAACAAGCCAUCGACCGUCUGCGCGCUAUGAGCUCGCGGCCUCCAUGA